AUUAACCACAACCUCAAAUUGAAAUGUCAUUCAACUCGAAGUUCUCUCUUGUUAAUAUGGAAUUUAUAUAUAAAGCACUCUUCAAAGACAAAAUAUCAAAUUUUAUGGACAUCUGGUAUAAGUUAUAACAAAUCAUUUUCCAUGUAUAAGAGGCUAUGCUUUAGCACCAUAACCAUGACCAUGACUCAAUACCCGUUACGAUCGAGACGGUUUGCUCCUCUCAGAGAGGUUGCCGGUGGACAGCAUCAUGACUUGCCAAAGUUGCACGGGUUAAUAUUCGAUGUGGACGGGACCCUGUGCCUGCCCCAAAACCACAUGUUCUCCGAAAUGCGCGCGGCCCUCCGCAUCCCCAAGCACGUCGACAUCCUGGAGCACAUCUACUCCCUCCCGACGCGCGCGCAGCAGGACGCGGCCAUGGCCUCGGUCCGCGCCAUCGAGCAGCGCACCAUGGCGUCGCAGAUCGCGCAGCCGGGCCUCGCGGACCUGAUGGCGUACCUCGACGCGCGGGGCGUCCGCAAGGGCAUCUGCACGCGGAACUUCGACACGCCCGUCUCCCACCUGCUGGGCAAGUUCCUCGCCGGCCACGUCUUCCACCCGAUCGUGACCAGGGACUUCCGCCCCCCGAAGCCCGAUCCCGCCGGCCUGCUGUACAUCGCGCGGAGCUGGGGCCUCGUGCGGGCCGUCGAGGGGCCGGGAGACGAGGGCGAGGUGCGGGAGGUGCUUAGCGAGGAGAGCAGUGGGAGUAGUAGCGCGCGGGAGAAGGAAGCUGCGGUUGGACGGCGGGGAGAACAAAUCAGUGAGGUGGGUGAUGCGUCGGGGCUGAUAAUGGUGGGCGACUCCAUCGACGACAUGACGGCCGGAAGACGGGCCGGCGCGGCUACGGUAUUGCUUGUGAAUGAUGUGAACGCGCAUCUGGCUGAGCACGAGCAUACCGAUAUGGUGAUCGAGAGGUUGGACGAUCUGAUCCAGGUAUUGGAUCAUGGCUUCGUGGGUAGGGAGUUACCUCAUAACCUGUAGCUCUAAGGCUUAUGAAGGAUGAUGUAGGGUAAGACGGCUUCAGAUGCUGUGAUAGUUAUAGGCUUACCUUCGUAUCCCGGAAUAAGAAAUACUAUAUGUCAUACAAAACCAUGAGAGUAAAAAACAAAACCUGUUAGCCAUGUAAAUGUGAA
This is a messenger RNA of Daldinia caldariorum, 1169 nucleotides long. Its product is annotated as HAD-like protein. NCBI's taxonomy places the organism in Eukaryota, Fungi, Ascomycota, Sordariomycetes, Xylariales, Hypoxylaceae. The transcript is spliced from 2 exons. Bases 142 to 1017 code for a protein of 291 amino acids. The record is from RefSeq and is a predicted model, not a curated record.